This is a messenger RNA of Helianthus annuus (common sunflower), 2216 nucleotides long. RefSeq names its product probable inactive purple acid phosphatase 27. The transcript is spliced from 13 exons. The coding region runs from base 15 to 1940 and encodes 641 amino acids. Gene Ontology annotation, molecular function: metal ion binding; acid phosphatase activity. Lineage: Eukaryota; Viridiplantae; Streptophyta; Magnoliopsida; Asterales; Asteraceae. The record is from RefSeq and is a predicted model, not a curated record.
GCUGCCAUACAUUUAUGAACCCAUAUAUAAAAUUCCCACCACAAUCUUCAAUGUGGAUUACAUUUUUCUUAUCUUGUUUGCUUUCUUUUUUGCAUCAUGGAUCAUCAUCAUCUUCUUCGGUUUCUCCAGUAAUGUCCACGAAUAAUUUGUUGGACACCUUGGACGGGUUUCAGAACUAUACUGGAAUAUCUCAUUUUCGAUUGCUAAACAGGCGCAAACUUGGAGAUUGCUUGAACCCAAACCCGUAUAUUGAAAUAGAUGUAAGUCCAAAAUCUGCACUUGAAGAUGACCAGAUGGUCACAGUCACGGUUAGCGGGGUGUUGCUUCCGUCUAAGAGCGAUUGGGUUGGUAUGAUUUCGCCAUCGCAUGCCGAUGUUGAUGUUUGCCCUCAAAACCUUCUUCUUUAUAAGCAGACUGGUGAUUUCAGUGACCUACCUCUUCUCUGCCAUUAUCCUGUAAAGGCACAAUAUGUUAGCAACGAUCCGGGCUAUAUUGGUUGUAAGAAGAAGGAAUGUAAAAAAUUUGAUCAGAGGGGCAAAUGUUUGGUGACAACAUGCAGUGCAUCAAUCACAUUUCAUGUUAUCAACAUUAGAACUAGUAUCCAGUUUGUUUUCUUUGGUGCUGGAUUUCAGGCACCUUGUGUUUUAGCAAAAUCUAGCAUACUCGAGUUUGCAAAUCCACACAAGCCAUUGUAUGGACAUCUCUCUAGUGUUGACUCCACAGGAACAUCAAUGAGAUUAACGUGGGUUAGCGGCGACAAAAAUCCACAACAAGUUCAAUACAUGAAUGGGAAAUCAGAAACAUCCCGUGUUACUACAUUUUCCCAAGAUAACAUGUGCACUUCUGGGCUACCAAGCCCUGCAAAAGAUUUUGGCUGGCAUGAUCCAGGAUACAUUCAUUCCGCGAUAAUGACUGGCCUCAAGCCUUUAACAGGGUUCUCCUAUAGAUAUGGAAGCAAUUCGGCGGGUUGGAGUGCAAGAAUCAACUUUAAGACUCCGCCUAGUGGUGGAUCAGACGAACUAAAGUUUCUCGCAUUUGGCGAUAUGGGCAAGGCCCCACGUGAUGCUUCUGUUGAACAUUAUAUUCAGCCUGGAUCAAUAACGGUCGUUCAAGCCAUGGCUGAUGAAGUCUCGUCUGGGAAUGCAGAUUCCAUAUUCCACAUUGGCGACAUAAGUUAUGCCACAGGUUUUCUGGUAGAAUGGGAUUUCUUCCUUAACCUUAUUAGUCCUGUGGCUUCAAAACUAUCUUACAUGACUGCAAUCGGAAAUCAUGAAAGGGAUUAUGUGAAUUCAGGCUCUAUUUACAUCACACCAGACUCUGGAGGAGAAUGUGGUGUACCUUAUGAGAGUUAUUUCCCAAUGCCAACACCAGCAAAAGAUAAGCCAUGGUACUCCAUUGAACAAGGAAGUGUGCAUUUUGUAGUUAUUUCAACUGAGCAUGAUUGGUCUAAAAGUUCAGAGCAGUAUCAAUGGAUGAGCAAAGACAUGGCAUCGGUGGAUCGAUCAAGAACUCCAUGGGUGAUAUUUACAGGACAUAGACCAAUGUAUUCUAGCUGUGGAAGUGUUGAUCCAAGAUUUCUCCUACAAGUUGAGCCCUUGCUAUUGACAAACAAGGUUGACUUGGUUUUGUUUGGGCAUGUCCAUAACUAUGAAAGGACGUGUGCGGUUUAUAGAAACCAAUGUAAGGCAAUGCCGAAGAAAGGUGCAGAUGGGGUGGACACAUAUGACAACAACAAUUAUGAAGCACCUGUUCAUGCAAUUAUCGGGAUGGCUGGAUUUAAACUAGACAGCUUCCCUCCCAAGGCUGGUAGAUGGAGCAUAUCAAGAAUAAGUGAAUUUGGAUACGCGAGAGUCCAUACAACAAAGACACAAUUAGAUUUUGAGUUUGUAAAUGCAUAUACGAAGAAGGUUGAAGACCGGUUUCGAAUCAUCAGAAGCUGAUAUUCAUGAAUAUGUGAGAUAUUUGUUUAUCUGAUCAUGUAUACCAAAGAAGAAAAGGGACAUAUGAUGUUUGAAAUACAUUGAGAAUCAUAUGAUCAUCACCAACUAUAAACUUUGACCAGUUGAGUGUUUUGAUAUAUGUAUUGUAGCAGUGUUAUAGGAACAAUAUAAGUUAGACACAUGAAAUAAGUGACCAUGCCAAACAGUGAUUUUUAAAAGUGUGUGUAUUAUUUCUACUUGUUUGACUCUUAAUACGUGGUUUUCCUGUUUGCACAA